Castor canadensis (American beaver) is the source of this 5512-nucleotide messenger RNA. It is a transcript of the gene Txnrd1, whose product is annotated as thioredoxin reductase 1. Gene Ontology annotation, biological process: glutathione metabolic process; cell redox homeostasis; cellular response to oxidative stress. The record is from RefSeq and is a predicted model, not a curated record. Gene Ontology annotation, molecular function: thioredoxin-disulfide reductase (NADPH) activity; flavin adenine dinucleotide binding; glutathione-disulfide reductase (NADPH) activity. Gene Ontology annotation, cellular component: mitochondrion; cytosol. NCBI's taxonomy places the organism in Eukaryota, Metazoa, Chordata, Mammalia, Rodentia, Castoridae.
UGCCCGGCCCGGGAGGGGAUGUUCAGGCGAGUCGGAGUGGGACUGAGGCUUUUCCACUGGGAGCGGGAGCGGAGCGAGCUUGUAGGCAGCUUGCCGAGGGCCCGAUCACAGAAAGUUCCGGCAUGUGGUGGCGAGGCUGGCCCCGUGGCCUGUGGUUUCGUCUUCAUUUUCUUAGUAGAGACAGUUUGCAGACUGUCCGAGAAAGUGGGUGGCAUUUCUAGAGCACGAGUCUUGCAGUGCAGACGACAGUGUGAUGAAUACGCUGGCAUCGCUGACAGCGUUGACAGUAGCAGGGAGGACGUCGGAGCUGCAAGCCACGGGAUCCGCAGACUCCAGGUGGUCUCACCGUGCCCGGCGGGGCGGGGCCGUUCGAAUGCUGCCUCUGCCUUUGAUUUGCACUUGGGCGACUUACUUAGCUCCUGUGUGCUAAGUAAGUUAGCACAGGUGGUUUCCCCACCUGUGCCGUGGGUCCGGUAGUAUCUCCAUCUAGAGCGGUUGUGAGGACUGACUUUCGUAUCUGCAAAGCCCUGCAGAAGUGUUAGCACUGCCGUGGUGGGCAUUAACAAUUGCGGUUCGAGUGUUGUGAUUUUCUCCAGUGAACAGGACUCUGCGGUGUUUUUCGUUGUGCACCGACUGCGCUUGAGGGUUCACAAUAAGGGUGAGAUGGGACCCUUAUUCCUGGUCCCCUUUGGCGCAUCGCAUAUUGCGGCACGAUUCUUUUUCUUAAAGCAUCCUGAGUCGGCCGUCUUCAGAUUUCAAGCAAACGUUGGAAGUUGGAUUUCGGCAUCCUCCGCGGGUGCACAGUGCAAAACGUGAUCCGGCGGGGAGGUGUUUUAUAACAGCCGAGAUCACUGUGUCUUAAGCUGCUUUUUCAAGAUUUACUGGAAAAGCAGGAUGUGCGGUGUUAGCGGAGCCUCGAGGCCACGUUUUGAGCGGCGGGAGGCAGGGCCUGACGGUGGCUGUAGUCGCUGCCUGUGGAGUCCGGCGCCGGCCGGCGAGGAGUCACUCGAGGGCGCGCGGUUCCACCGCCCGGCCCGCGGCCGGAAGCCCCGCCCGCCUCGCCCCGCCCGCCCGCGGGAAGGGCGCCGCGCGCCGCUUUGUGCCCCAGAGAAGGCCCGGCCUGCCCGGCGCGAGGUGGCUGCUGACUCUGUCUGGUGUUCCUUGCGGUUGGGAGGCCGAGAGAGAGGGACCGAGGCGGCUGAGGCCCGGCCUUGAAGGCUUACCAGGAGGACCAUCUUCAAAAGCUGCUAAAAAUGAAUGGCUCUGAAGACCUCCCUGAGUCCUAUGACUUCGAUCUUAUCAUCAUUGGAGGAGGCUCAGGAGGCCUGGCAGCUGCUAAGGAGGCAGCCAAAUAUGGCAAGAAGGUGAUGGUCUUGGAUUUUGUCACUCCAACCCCUCUUGGAACUAGAUGGGGUCUUGGAGGAACCUGUGUCAAUGUAGGGUGCAUACCUAAAAAACUGAUGCACCAAGCCGCUUUGUUAGGACAAGCGCUACAAGACUCUCGCAACUAUGGAUGGAAAGUUGAGGACACAGUUAAACAUGACUGGGAACAGAUGACAGAAGCUGUACAGAAUCACAUCGGCUCUCUGAACUGGGGCUACCGAGUAGCUCUUCGGGAGAAAAAAGUUGUCUAUGAGAAUGCAUAUGGGCAGUUUAUUGGUCCUCAUAGGAUUAAGGCAACAAAUAAUAAAGGCAAAGAGAAAAUUUAUUCAGCUGAGCGCUUUCUCAUUGCUACUGGUGAAAGGCCACGCUACUUGGGCAUCCCUGGUGACAAAGAAUACUGUAUCAGCAGUGAUGAUCUUUUCUCCUUGCCUUACUGCCCGGGUAAGACUCUUGUGGUUGGAGCAUCCUAUGUUGCUUUGGAGUGUGCUGGAUUUCUUGCUGGUAUUGGUUUAGAUGUCACUGUUAUGGUACGGUCCAUUCUUCUUAGAGGAUUUGACCAAGACAUGGCCAACAGAAUUGGUGAACACAUGGAAGAACAUGGUAUCAAGUUUAUAAAACAGUUUGUACCAAUUAAGGUUGAACAAAUUGAAGCAGGGACACCUGGCCGACUCAGGGUAAUAGCUCAGUCCACCAGUAGUGAGGAAACCAUCGAAGGAGAGUAUAAUACGGUGUUGCUGGCAGUAGGAAGAGAUGCUUGUACAAGAAAUAUUGGCUUAGACACUGUGGGUGUGAAGAUAAAUGAAAAGACUGGAAAAAUACCUGUCACGGAUGAGGAACAGACCAGUGUGCCUUACAUCUAUGCCAUUGGUGACAUACUGGAGGGAAAGCUGGAGCUCACCCCAGUGGCCAUCCAGGCAGGAAGAUUGCUGGCUCAGAGACUUUAUGCUGGCUCAACUGUCAAGUGUGACUAUGAAAAUGUUCCAACAACUGUAUUUACUCCUUUGGAAUAUGGCUGUUGUGGUCUUUCUGAAGAGAAAGCUAUGGAGAAAUUUGGGGAAGAAAAUAUUGAGGUUUACCAUAGUUUCUUUUGGCCUUUGGAGUGGACAGUUCCAUCAAGAGAUAACAACAAAUGUUAUGCAAAAAUAAUCUGCAACCUUAAAGACAGUGAGCGUGUUGUGGGCUUUCAUGUAUUGGGUCCAAAUGCUGGAGAAGUGACACAGGGCUUCGCAGCUGCACUCAAAUGUGGAUUGACCAAAGAGCAGCUGGACAGCACUAUUGGAAUCCACCCCGUCUGUGCAGAGAUAUUCACCACGCUGUCGGUGACCAAGCGCUCUGGGGGAGACAUCCUCCAGUCCGGCUGCUGAGGUUAAGCCCCCAGUGUGGAUGCUGUUGCCAAGACUCCAAACCACUGACUUGUUUCCUUGCCUACGUCCAAGGCAAAGUUUUCAAGAAGGCUCUUGGGCUCUCAGCACCUGUUCACGGUGCUGUGCAUACCAUCCCCUGACCCCUUGGAUAUUGUGGGUAGGAGGUGGUGAGUGGAAGGCAGGCAGUGUCACACUGGGGUGAUGUCACCAUAACGGACUCAAGCUGAUCCUCGGCAGUGCACCUGAGGGAUGCGUCCAUGAAGUCACCAGCCUCAAGCCCAAGUGGUGGGCUGUGACGGAACAUCUGUCGAAUCAGUUUAGCGUGAUCUUUCUUUCCUCCGUGGGUUUUCUUUCUUUCAUUCUCGGCUGUCUAACGUUGAUUAUAUUUUUCUGUUUUCUCCAUGGGGUUAACAAUACUAGAGAUGAAGAAUAAUAGCAAUCAUUUUUUUGUCCAAAAAGCAAGUCACGUCUGAAAUUUCCAAAUUCUUCAAUGUCUUGCUGCAUGGAAGGGACGAUUUGGCUCUCAGGAGCUGCAGAGAUUUGUCUGUGGAAGAGAAUUACCCCAUGACUGAAACCGCCUUAGCAUUGUCUCCUUUAAUAAGUCUUAUGCAGAACAAGUAGAAUUAUGACUGACUUACCAAGUUUGCCCCACCUGCUACACCACUGAUCGUUACCACCAUUCAAAUCCUGGUCAGGAAGGGAAGUGGCCACCUGGCAGCCCUACUUCAAGUAAUAGCCAUUGUGUGAGGCUAGCCAGUGUAGCCUAUGCCUACCACCAUUUGUCACAGAGACAGCAAGUGUCCCAUUUGAUUUAGUUUACUGUGCCUUGAUGCAAGAGAGCUGAGCUCAUUUGCAAUGGAAAAUGCUUGAUUUGCUUAGAACUUUUGGUCUUUGUUUAGUGGGUUUAGCUUUACACUAAAACCACCAAAUACCACAGCUUUACUUUCUGUUUGUGUUGUGUAUCUAUCCCUUCCUAACAACUGCAUUCAUAGGAAAGUGAGUCUUUCCACACUUAAAAUUAAACUCUUUUGUGAUAAUUACUUUUUUAAAAAAGCUAAUACCGUAAAUUAUUAUUAUUUUUGAACACAGGUGGAUGUGAAGGAUUUUCAUUUAAAAACCAAGUGGUUUUGAUUUCUUCUGUUGAAUGAAGCUGGUGGAAUUUUGGCUGAAGUGUUUAUGGAUUCCAACUUGUAUUUUUACAAAGAGGAAUUGGCUCCUCAGUUAGGUGUGUCUGUGUAAAUAUGCUGGCUAAGGGUUGCAUUCAAGCUGUCUUUCCCACUGUACAAUUUGGGCUGUGGACUUGGGCCUCCUGCCAGCAGUUCUUGUAGCAAUUUUUUCAUUCUCUGCCCUUUCCCCAUGUUUCUUACCUGCUGCACUGAGCGGUUGUUUCAAAGUACAUUUCUGGGUCACCUCAGGGAACCCACGUGUCUGCCUGGCAUUCAGUCAGCACAACACCCGAACCUGCCUCACGUCUUGUCCCUUCUGUGAUGAAGAAAAUGAGGAGGAGAGGGGAACUAGGGCAUGGGCUGCAUUCUGCUUUAUUUAUUUAUUUUUUAGUUCCCCUCCCCAAGUCUGCCAGUCUCUGGGAUUAGAACAACAGGCAGUAUGAGGUAAUCGUACCUAAUCAUGUCAUGAUUCCCUCUUAGCAGAAUGGAAUGUUCUGCCCUCACAAGAGGGUUAUACUUCAUAGACUUGUCUUGUUUAGAUUCUGUAAUUGCCUAAUGUACUGUAACUCAUGUUUCAGUUCCAUGUAUUUUUGUUACAAAUUUCCUAAAAUAAGAAAGCAAUGUGAAACAUUAAAAGGUGUUAAUACCCACAUGUGCCUGCUUGCUGUGUGACAGUCUUGAGAUUCUUUAAAGGAGGGAUGAGUAGAUGCAGUCUGCGGUGAAGGAGGUAACGAACCAGCUGCUGAGGAAGCUUUGGUGGUACCACACCAUUAGCCUGGGUGUGGCUAAUGCUGAGGGCUACGUUUUAGUGCUGUGGACUCUCCAGUUGUUUUCCAGCUUGUUCUGAUUUGACCCAUCAGCCUUGGUCUUGAGGGAGGCAGACCCACACUACAUUAAAGCUUGCUCUGGGUGGCCCAGUGCCUUGUCCAUUCAGCACUGCUGCCUGGAUUCCCACACAGCACACAAGGAUGCCUCCUCUCUGGACCAACUCAUAAAUAUUUGGGGUAUAGAUAGACUGGUUCAUCACUGUUCGCAGCCCCUGUGAAUUCGGUAAAGUUCAAGGAAAUGUUGCUUCUUAUGCGUGUAUCUGAUCUUACGCAUCUGUUAUUAUAUAGAAACUUCUGUUUUGUGUUAAUCCUCACCAAAAGCCUUCCCAAAGCUUAUUUCCAUCCUGAGUAAUUGCAGUCUGUCAUCAGUAAUAGCAACCUGAGUGUUUCCUGAAGCACGUGUCAGAUGCAGGGCUUUGGCGCACAUUGACUAACUUUGUCUUUACAAGACCCUGUAGGAAGGUGCUCUUGUACCCUUUACAGAUGGGAAACAGGCUCAGAGGUGUGAGUCUCCUGCUCAGGAUUUCAGUUUUUAGUGCAUCAAGCUACUGAGGCAAGAGCUCUGUGUGACUUGGAAGGCCCAGCCUUAGUCACUUUGCUGUACUGCGGCCCUUUUCUCUGUGAUUGGGGCUUUCAGAGCUGCAGUACUAAUGACUGGACCCACCUUUUUUCACACACUGUCAAAAAGUGCUCGCUGCACUCUUUGCUUGUCUGGGAUGCUCUAACAUUGCUCCCGCUGGUCUUCCCUCUGUCACUUUCCUUCCACAUCAUA